AUGCGUCCAAUUCUUCUUCAAGGACAUGAACGCCCAUUAACUCAAGUAAAAUUUAAUGAUGAUGGUGACCUCCUUUUUUCAGUAUCUAAGGAUCAUAUUAUUAAUGUAUGGUUUUCCCACAAUGGUGAACGUCUUGGUACAUAUCAUGGACAUCAGGGUGCUAUUUGGUCUGUUGACGUAAAUUCAACAUCAACACUUAUGGCAAGUGGAUCUGCAGAUAGUACAAUUAUGCUUUGGAAUGUAAAAACAGGAAAAUGUCUUAAAAUUUGGAAAUUUCCAACAGCAGUAAAAAGAGUUGAAUUUAAUGAAGAUAACACUUUGUUAUUAGGAGUUACAGAACAAAGGAUGGGUCACAUAGGAUCAUUAGUCGUGUUCCCUAUUAUAAAUGAUGUAAAUGCAGAACAAACCAAUACACCCAUAUAUACAAUACUUACACAAGAUUCAAAAGCUACUGUUGCUGGAUGGUCUUACUUAAGUAACUUUAUAAUUGUCGGGCAUGAAAAUGGAUCUAUAUCUUGCUAUAAUGCCAAAACAGGGAAACAUAUAAAAACUGAACAAAUACAUGAAAAAGGACAUUCAAUAACAGAUCUUCAAUUUUCUCCUGAUAAAACAUACUUUAUAACAUCAUCAAAAGACAAAACAGCAAAAAUUUGUGAUGUUGAAUCACUCAAAGUGCUUAAAACAUAUAUCACAGACACUCCUUUAAAUACAGCUGCUAUUACACCUGUUAAAAACUUUGUAAUACUUGGAGGUGGACAAGAAGCUCGUGAUGUAACGACCACUUCUCAACGCCAAGGAAAAUUCGAAGCUAAAAUUUAUCAUAAAAUAUUCGAAGAAGAAAUAGGAAGAAUUAAAGGGCAUUUUGGUCCACUAAAUACAAUUGCAGUUCACCCUAAAGGUAUUGCAUAUGCUAGUGGAAGUGAAGAUGGAUAUACUAGAAUACAUCAUUUUCCACAAAACUAUUUUGAUUUUGAGUACAAUCUUUAA
Pneumocystis jirovecii RU7 is the source of this 987-nucleotide messenger RNA. RefSeq lists its product as uncharacterized. NCBI's taxonomy places the organism in Eukaryota, Fungi, Ascomycota, Pneumocystomycetes, Pneumocystales, Pneumocystaceae. The transcript has 7 exons. Gene Ontology annotation, biological process: cytoplasmic translational initiation. The record is from RefSeq and is a predicted model, not a curated record. Gene Ontology annotation, molecular function: protein binding; translation initiation factor activity; RNA binding. The coding region runs from base 1 to 987 and encodes 328 amino acids. Gene Ontology annotation, cellular component: cytoplasm; eukaryotic translation initiation factor 3 complex, eIF3m.